AUGUUCCUGUUACUGCUCUUCUAUGCUAUUUGCAAUGUUAAUCUUGCUAAGGCCGAGAAUAAUGUCCUGCGUAUUGCAGCUUAUCAAGGUUCAUUUGACUUGAAUUGCAAUACAAGUCAAAUCUUAGAUAUUCACGAAAAGAGAAUAAUAGAAGCCAGCUUGAACAAAUCUGGUUUAAUUAUCUUUCCCGAGAUGAGCACGAUUGGUGUCGGGCAAUGUAUGAUGAGUCCAAAUUGUUAUCAAAUUUGUCAACUUUCUACAGGUUCAUAUUUCAAAUAUUUUCAAAAUUUGGCCAUUAAAUAUUCAAUUGCCAUUGCGUAUGGAUACAUUGAACAAGCGUUUGAUGGUAAAAAUAAUAAUCUUUAUAAUUCCAUCCAAUUAAUCAAUUAUUUAGGUCAAUCUAUUUUAAAUUAUCGUAAAGUACAUUUAUCCGGUGGCGACGACUGCUUUACUAGUGGAGAAAAUUUUUUUGUAGCUAGUUUGACUACUGUGAGUCAAGUUACGGUUAAAAUUGGUAUUAUGACCUGUUUUGAUGGUAUGAUGCCAGAAUCAGCAAGAAUUCUUAGUCUAUUGGGUGCUCAGUUAGUUAUUCAUCCGUCAGCCUAUGGUGCUGAUAUACGCAAUAUAAUGGGUUCAACUAUUUCUCGAGCUACGGCAAUACAAAAUGGUAUCUAUUUAGCAUUUGUAAACUGGUCGAUUAACAUGGGCGGCCCACCGUAUAACAUAAUUAAUGGUGGUUCAGCUAUCUAUGAUCCACAUGGAAACAUUCUCGCUCAAGCUCCAGCAUCAUCUAAUUCUACGGAAUUAUUAUUUGCUCGUUUAGAUCUGGAAUUAAUUGAUCAUUGUACUGACCCAUUAUCUCGGCGUGUUCCACGCUAUUAUACAGAGUUAUUACAGCCAGUCAGUUGCUGA
Didymodactylos carnosus is the source of this 912-nucleotide messenger RNA. The record is from the annotation of a GenBank genome assembly. Lineage: Eukaryota; Metazoa; Rotifera; Eurotatoria; Philodinida; Philodinidae.